Molecule: messenger RNA, 2264 nt
Organism: Anopheles stephensi (Asian malaria mosquito)
Lineage: Eukaryota; Metazoa; Arthropoda; Insecta; Diptera; Culicidae
Gene: Lst8
Product: protein LST8 homolog
Exons: 4
Coding region: 542-1537 (331 amino acids)
Biological process (GO): regulation of actin cytoskeleton organization; TOR signaling
Cellular component (GO): TORC2 complex; TORC1 complex
Molecular function (GO): protein binding
Source: RefSeq, a predicted model, not a curated record
AACAAAUCUCGUUGGAUACUACGCCUGCAAUUGCUCCGCCCACUACAGCGAGAGCUCAUUGGCUGGAUCAGGUGAAGUUGAACUUGUCGGAGAUUGGUCCGAGAUUGCUGGAAACAUGUGUUGGCGUGUCCUAACCCAUGCUUAAUAUACUACACGUGCUCUUAAGCCAAGAAGAAGAAGAAAUUGUUCGCAUUCACUAAUGUCUGCGUAAAGUCGUCUCACUGUGUGCCUCUCGUGAGCAAGAAGUGAGACCAUUCGGUGACCUUUCAACUCACUUUCAUCCUUUCUUCGGAAUCGUGCUCACUUCCACCAUGCAUCUAAGCAUCUUGGUCGAUAGCGCCGGUGUUCAUUGGGUACGAAACUAGGGCAAUCGGGUUGGUACGCAAAGCAAAAGUAGUUCAAAACAAUGCAAACCCGCAGCAUUGCCAAUGCAUAGUGCUGUGAGGCAGAAAACAAUCUCUUCUCAAGUCCAAUCGUGUCCAAAUCCAUUGCUCGCGUGCCUGGCGUACCACACCGGAAGACGUAACGCACCGGGGUAAGGAUGACGGGAGAUCCGCUGACUGAGCCGAUACUUGUGACCGGUGGCUACGACCACACGAUCCGCGUUUGGCAACCGUACACCAGCCAGUGUGUCCGCACGAUGCAGCACGUCGACUCGCAAGUGAAUUCGUUGGACAUCUCGCCCAAGCGUAACAUGGUGGCGGCCUGCGGCUAUCAGCACAUCCGCCUGUACGAUCUCGUGUCCAACUAUCCGAUCGUGAACUUCGAGGGCGUGAUGAAGAACGUGACGCGGGUCGGCUUUCAGGAGGAUGGCAAAUGGAUGUUUACCGGCGGCGAGGAUGGGAAGGUACGGAUCUGGGACAUGAGUUCGCCGAACCCGGCCUGCAAGCGCAUCUUCGACUGCCAGAGCCCGGUGAAUGCGGUCUGUCUGCUGCCAAACCAGGUGGAGCUGCUGAUGGCCCAUCAGGGCGGUGGGAUCUACCUGUGGGACGUGAAGUCGGACCAGCACGACCAUCUCCUGCCGGAGGUCGAGUGUUCGAUACAGGAUGUGGCGGUCAGCCCGAACGGUGCGUACAUGGCGGCCAUCAACAACAAGGGCAGCUGCUUCAUCUGGAUGCUCACGAGCUGGAGCGGUCCACCGGGGCAGGAGAUACAGUUGACCCGGUCGGAUGCGAAGCUAAAGAUACAGGCGCACGAGAAGUAUGGGUUGCGGUGUAAGUUCAGUCCCGAUUCGAGCCUGCUGGUGACCUGCUCCGGUGACAGUACGGCACGGAUCUACUCGACCGACACGUGGACGCUGCAGGCGGAGUUGCGCAUCGACCGGUACUGGGUGUGGGAUGCUGCGUUCAACAAUGACUCCAAGUACCUGUUCACUGCUUCCUCGGACAGUUUGGUGCGGUUGUGGCGCAUCGACACAAAGACGGUUGAGCGCGAGUACGCGGGCCACCUGAAAGCGAUCACGGCACUAGCGUUCCAGGAUGAGCCGGUGCGCAACACGACCGACACCACCGGUACGGGCCUUUCGUCCACCCACUAGCAGCUUACCGCUCGUCAAUCUUUUGCAAGGUGUCCGGGCAGAACUCGCCCUGGGAGUCAGGAACACUGGCUUACGAUGCGGUGGACAGUUAACAGAUAAUUUUACCUACAGAUAGCCCCACCUAAUCUUGAACCAGUGGGCCGAACAUUAUAUCGUUAUGCGUUACCAAAAACAGGCGGCUGUUCUGUGACUGGAUGAAACCAACCCUUUUGCACUUCAGCGUGAGCCAACAUUUUUGAUCCACCUCCUCGGGGGGGUGGAUGUUACGGAUUCCGGCGGGUUUGUCUGAUCCAUCUUCUAUUUCUAUGGAAUAUCCGGUCCUGCUUCUAUCUCGACCACCGCUGGACCCACUCCCGGCUUUUACUUCAAGGACGGGAAACCACGAACGGUGUUGUCUCGGAUGGCUAGGAUUAACUCACCCUUAUUUGUUAAACAUGUUUCUGUGCAGGAAACCAAGAAAGAUGCAUAGCUUAAGUUUCGUUUUAUAAAACCCUCCUGCCGGUUGACCGAUUUUGAUAAUGUCAGUUUGUAGCGAGAGUUGGUCAUCGUAGAGGUCUCACUGAUGAGAUUGAAAUAAAAUUCGUUAGCACGUCUGCAUCGAGUUCGUCUGUGUGCGUUAGAUUGCCAGUGUAUAAAUGUCGUGCUUAAAAGGCAUAUUGCUAUUUGAGGGCUGCAAUAGUGUUGACGAAUGCUAUUAAUUCCAAUAAAAAUGAUUCAGCAACACUUC